Messenger RNA from Tetrahymena thermophila SB210, 2331 nucleotides. RefSeq lists its product as hypothetical. Gene Ontology annotation, molecular function: protein binding. Lineage: Eukaryota; Ciliophora; Oligohymenophorea; Hymenostomatida; Tetrahymenidae. The record is from RefSeq and is a predicted model, not a curated record. The transcript is spliced from 2 exons.
AUGCUUAAUUUAAACACAAAGCAAGCGUCGCAACAAAGAAAGUCUUCAGACUUUUCAAAUACAAAUAUUUAGAAAACAGUUUCCUAAGAUGAUACAUACAAAAUAGUGUUAAUAAUCCAUGCAAAUCCAAAAUUAGAGAAAAUAUUUUCAAAUGAUAUCAAUCCAAAUAUAGUCAUAAAAAGUGUAACAAAAAGUUUUUCACUUAAUAAAGGGCAUUUAAGAGUUGAAAGUGGAUUUUUUGAGAGAGUAUUUAAAGAAAAUGAGGCGAAAAAGGAAAUUUAGUUAGACAUUUAAUUUUUUAAGGAAGAAGAUGAAGGCAUUUUGGAAAAAAUAUUAAGAUGUCUUUAUGGUGGAAAAAGCAUUAUUAUCUAAUAAGAAUUCUAUCAAACAUAUAAAAUGUGUAAACACUUAGAAAUAUAAAAACUUGUUUAAUUGCUCAACUCAGAAGUUUUGAAUAAUUUUAAUAUGUUUAAUUUCUUUACAGUCUUUUAGCUUGCUGUUUUGUACAGUGAGUACGAUUUAUUAAAAAGAGCUUAGACUUUUUUAGAAGAUACUUCAUUUGAAAUAGUUAAAGAAGCCAUUAAUUAAGAUAGAAAGAAUCUACCUUAUCCUGUUACGUUUGCUGAUCUCGAUCAGGAGGCAGCUAGAUAAAUACUCAAUUUUAAUAAAGAUUUUACUUAUCUUGAUCCCAUAGAAACAUUCAAUUUAAUUUAGCACUACUAUAAAAAUAAUUAACUUACAACGGAUAUAAAAUUGCUCAUAAAGGAAUAUUUACCUGAGAAUAAGCUUACCGCUAAUUAGUAUAAGUACAUUAUGCCUUUUUUCUAAAGUUUCUAAGAAGAUUAGACCCAGUCAUUGAGGAUUCCUUUAGGUACUUAGGAUAAUAGUAGUCUUUACCAAUUAAAAAGCGAAAUAAUUUAUUAUUAAAAGAAGGUAUAGGAAAUGGAAUAAUAAAAUAACAAAUUAUAGGAUUAAAUGCUAAAAAUGAAGUAGGAAAUUGAGUAAAAGACUUCAGAAUUCAGUAAAAAAGAGGAAUAGCUUUUAUUAAAAAUAAGCACUAUAGAAGGCUCAGUUAAAUAGUUUGAAUAGCUCGAUAAGGGAAAAGAGCAGGAGUAUAAUAGAAAAAUUCAAAAACUUUUUAAGAUGUUCAAAGAAAGAGAAACUCAGCUACAAGAAAAAGAAAAGCAGUAUUAAGAUUUAUACUAAGUAUUAAAAAAUUUUACUUUUUAGAAUUAAUAUCACUCUCCUUAAGCUACCUAGGAUCCUUAGACUUAAAAUUAAUAAUAAAUAAAAGCUUAAACUCAUCAAGGAUUCUAUCGUCCUUCUUCUCUGUAAAACUAUCCAGAAAAUACUUUGGUAGAUAAUCAUAAAAUGAAGAAUAGCGAUUCCUCGAUGAUGACUACCUAAAAUAGUAUUAUGUAUGUCACAGGAGGAAUGCAACAAAGCUAGAUAGUUCCUUUAUCUGAUUUGGAAAGUAUGAAUUAAAGCCAGAGCUAUCAACAUAAUAAGUUUAUCAAAAAUAACUUAUAAAACUAUAGCACUCAUUUUUAAUUUCAAUAAUUACAAAACCCUAAAUUCAAUGACUUUUAGUAAAAUUUAUCAGGAAAAGCAGUUGAAAUAAAAGGCAAAGAUAUUUUGGCAAAUACAAAUAAAUUAAACACAAAUGAUCAUUUAGAAAUGAAUAUAAAUUAGAAUUAACCAGUAACCAAAAUACAUGGUGUGAUUGAUGAUGAAGAUAUGGAAUCUGCUAUUAUGGGAAAUUUCUUAACUUUUAAUGAUACAUCUAAAAUUUUUGAAGAUUGCACAUAAGAUUAUAAAGAAAUAUUGACUAAUUUCUUUGAGCUUUCUCCUUUUAAAAAAAUGAAUCUUGAACUAAUAUACAGAGCAAGUAGAGAUAAGUUAACAAAGUAAACUUUUGAUGAGAAAGUGUGUGGAGUAUUUCCAUCAGUAGUUUUUAUAAAGAGCUGGGAAUACUUUAAAAUAUUCGGUGCAUAUUUAAGCGUCCCAUGGUCAAUCGAGCAAGGCUACCAGUAAGAUGAAAAUGCUUUCUUAUUUUCUAUCAGUGAAAAUGUAAAAAUACCAGUUAAAAACUCUGAAUCAGCUUUGUAUUAAGGAGAAGAGCACAUUUUUUCCUUUGGCACUAGUGAUUUAAGUAUUUUUGAAAAUGGAGAUUAAGAUGAAAAUAAUAAAUCAGAAUACCCAGGAGAUUAUUAAGAAAUAAAAAUCUAAUAAAAUAUUCCUCUCAACAGUCUAUUAGCAGGAAAUAAAAAUUUCUAAAUUGACGAGCUUGAAGUUUUUAAAAUCAUUAUUUAAGAAGAUAUGGAUUUCUGA